Messenger RNA from Brenthis ino (lesser marbled fritillary), 660 nucleotides. NCBI's taxonomy places the organism in Eukaryota, Metazoa, Arthropoda, Insecta, Lepidoptera, Nymphalidae. The record is from the annotation of a GenBank genome assembly.
AUGGAGGGGGUUCUAUGGAAAUGGACAAAUUACUGGAAUGGUUGGCAAACCAGAUGGUUUGUUUUAGACAAUGGAAUAUUAUCAUAUUAUAAGUCACAGGAAGAAGUAAAUCAGGGAUGCAAAGGUUCAGUGAAAGUAUCUGUUUGUCAGAUAAAUGUUAAUACUAUUGACAACACUCGAUUAGAUUUAGUUAUACCUGGACAACAACAUAUGUACCUGCGGGCCCCUUCCCCACAAGACAGGCAAAAGUGGCUUGUGGCAUUGGGUAGUGCAAAAGCAUGUGUUGAUUCAAUCAUAGAUUUAAAAGGUCUGGGACAAGAAGACUCCUUAAGCCACAAGAAAUCUGAAUUACAUUUAUACUGUGAUUUAUUAAUGCAACAAGUACAUGCUGUAAAAAGUGCAGCAACAGCAGAGGGAGGGCCCGAAAUACAAAAAAUUGAAGAUGCAUCCAGUCUAUUGACUGCAACAUGUGAUACAUUUAUCAGAACACUGGAAGAUAUAAUGAAGCUUACUAAUAAUUCUGGAGCCAAUUCUAAUAUCUUUGAAAUGCCAGUUCCUAACUUAACUAUUGUAAAAAAUAAUACAAACUCAAACAAAUUAGCUACUUCUAGUAAAAUUUCCAAAGUUAAUGUUAGUAGAUCUAUGUCUCAAGAAAACAGA